This is a messenger RNA of Spea bombifrons (plains spadefoot toad), 1126 nucleotides long. Its product is annotated as galanin receptor 2b-like. The record is from RefSeq and is a predicted model, not a curated record. Gene Ontology annotation, molecular function: G protein-coupled receptor activity. Gene Ontology annotation, biological process: G protein-coupled receptor signaling pathway. The coding region runs from base 10 to 1119 and encodes 369 amino acids. Lineage: Eukaryota; Metazoa; Chordata; Amphibia; Anura; Pelobatidae. The transcript is spliced from 2 exons. Gene Ontology annotation, cellular component: membrane.
GCCGGGUCGAUGUCGGAUCACGAGGACUUCGCUGGCCUGGUUGGCCCCUGGAACUCGUCGGACUUCAGCCUCUUCAACCCGGCUAGCGUGGUGGUCCCCGUCAUCUUCUCGCUGAUUUUCUUACUGGGCACGGUGGGUAACAGCCUGGUACUGGCCGUCCUCCUGAGAAGCGGACAACGGACGCACAACACCACCAACCUCUUCAUCCUCAACCUGAGCGUGGCCGACGUCUCCUUCAUCGUCUUCUGCGUGCCCUUCCAGGCCACCAUCUAUUCCUUGGAGGACUGGGUCUUUGGGGCCUUCAUGUGCAAAGCUGUCCACUUUUUUAUCUACCUCACCAUGUACGCCAGCAGCUUCACCCUGGCAGCCGUCUCCGUGGACCGGUAUCUGGCGAUUCGCUAUCCCCUGCGCUCUCGCGAGCUCCGGACCCCAUGUAAUGCGGUAGCCACAAUGGCCAUUAUUUGGGGCCUCUCCGUGGUCUUAGCCGGACCGUACCUGAGCUACUAUGACCUGAUGGAGUACGAGUCCAGCCACAUCUGCGUGCCAGGGUGGAAGCAAAGGACCCGCAAGAUUAUGGAUACGGGGACGUUCAUCGUGGGUUAUGUGAUUCCGGUGCUUAUUGUAAGUCUCUCUUACACCAGGACCAUAAAGUACCUCUGGACGGCUGUAGAUCCACUAGAGGACAUGUCAGAGUCCAAAAAGGCUAAGAGAAAAGUGACCAAGAUGAUUAUAAUCGUGACAGUGCUCUUCUGUCUUUGCUGGCUUCCCCACCACGUGGUCGUGAUGUGUUAUCUUUACGGCCACUUUCCCUUCAAUCAGGCUACCUACGCGUUUCGCUUGCUCUCUCACUGCAUGGCCUACGCCAAUUCCUGCCUCAACCCCAUCGUCUACGCUUUGGUGUCGAAGCAUUUCCGUAAAGGGUUCCAGAAGGUUUUCAGCUGUCUGUUGAGGAAGAAAGGCCGGAACAAGGUUCACGUGGUGCAGGCAGCCCAGGUGGAGCCGGGGUUUGACGCUGCCUCCACCGAAGUGUCACAUGUCAAUGGAGAACGCGGAAAGAGAAAUGGACACCAACCCCGCCGUAACCUCUCUGAUUGCCCCAGACCGUUGGGUACUCCUUGAGUACUCG